This is a messenger RNA of Micropterus dolomieu (smallmouth bass), 3252 nucleotides long. RefSeq names its product inter-alpha-trypsin inhibitor heavy chain H3-like. The record is from RefSeq and is a predicted model, not a curated record. Lineage: Eukaryota; Metazoa; Chordata; Actinopteri; Centrarchiformes; Centrarchidae. The coding region runs from base 181 to 2979 and encodes 932 amino acids. Gene Ontology annotation, biological process: hyaluronan metabolic process. The transcript has 24 exons. Gene Ontology annotation, molecular function: serine-type endopeptidase inhibitor activity.
GGACGGUUCCACGUUUUGUCGGCGCUGAACUUGCCCCUGAUGCCCUCGGACUUUCCCUCCUUUUCCCAUCACCUGACUGCCACACCCAAAUACACACCUGUUUCCACUCUCCCUCACCAGCCCUCCAGAGAGAGUUUUUCUCAGCAGUGAAGUGAGCCAGUGUUCAGUGGAGGUUUGGUCAUGUCUGGACUGCUGGGUGUGCGACUGCUGCUGCUGUGGGGCAGCGCCUGCUUCUGGCUGCUCGGCCUGGCCCGGGGGGCUCUGGUCAUCUCCGGGUACCAUGGAGCUCCGCAGGAGACAAGAGGAGCUGCCAGAUCAUUGCAGAAAAGAAGUGCAAAUGAGGCCACGGUGGAGGUGUACAGUGUGACAGUGGACUGCACUGUGACGUCUCGUUUCGCCCACACCGUCAUGACCACCAAGGCUCUGAACAAAGCAAACUCCUCCCAGGAAAUCUUCUUUGAAGUGGAGCUGCCCAAGACCGCCUUCAUCACCAACUUCAGCAUGGAAAUUGAAGGUCAGGUGUAUGUUGGGGAGGUGAAGGAGAAAGAGAAAGCUAAGAAACAGUAUGAGAAGGCCGUUUCCUCUGGGCAGACGGCUGGACUGGUCAAAGUUUCUGGAAGAAAGAUGGAGAAGUUUUCGGUGUCUGUCAACAUUGCAGGCAAUAGUAACGUGACUUUCAUUCUGACCUACGAGGAGCUCCUUCAGAGAAAACUGGGCCAGUAUGAGAUUCUGAUUAGAGUGAAACCCAAACAACUGGUCCAGGACUUUCAGAUUGUGACAAACAUCUAUGAGCCUCAGGGCAUCUCUUAUGUUGACACCCAUGCAACCUUCCUGUCCAAUGAACUGCUCCCUCUGGUGGAGAAAACAGUCACAGACAAAAAGGCACACAUCUCUUUCUCACCAACUAUCGAGCAGCAGAGAAAGUGUCUGGGUUGUGAUGGAACACUCAUCGAUGGAGAUUUUGUCAUCAAAUAUGACGUGAACCGAGCAAAGAGCCUCGGGGACAUUCAGAUUGUGAACGGAUACUUUGUGCACUUCUUUGCCCCCCCUGACCUGCCCAGAGUCCCAAAGAAUGUGGUGUUUGUGAUUGACAGGAGUGGAUCAAUGAGUGGAAGAAAGAUGGCACAGACACGAGAGGCAUUGCUGGUCAUCCUCAAAGACCUCCACGAGGACGACCACUUUGCCCUCAUCCAGUUUGAUCACAAUAUCGAUUCUUGGAAGGAUUCACUUACCAAAGCAACACAGGAAAAUUUGUCUGAAGCCAUGGUCUAUGUCCAAAAGAUAAAAGACUUAGGAGGAACCAACAUCAAUGAUGCAGUGUUGAGAGGUGUGAACAUGCUGGUCAAAGACAGGCAGGAGAAGAAGCUCCCAGAGAGGAGCAUCGAUAUGAUUAUUUUACUGACUGAUGGAAUGCCAAAUUAUGGAGAGUCUAACCCCCUGAAGAUCCAGGAGAAUGUGCGUUCUGCUAUUGGAGGAAACAUGUCUCUGUUUUGUCUUGGGUUUGGAGAUGAUGUGGAUUACUCCUUCCUGGAUGUGAUGAGCAAACAAAACAAGGGACUGGCCCGCAGAAUUUAUGAGGGUUCAGAUGCAACACUUCAACUUCAGGGUUUCUAUGAGGAGGUGUCCAGUCCUCUGCUUUCAGAGGUGGAUCUGCGUUAUCCUGACAACGCAGUGGACUUCUUGACCACCAACAACUUCAACCAGUUGUUUAAUGGCUCAGAGAUCGUGGUGGCCGGUCGGCUAAUCGAUAAUGACCUGGACAACUUCUUGGUAGAAGUGUUCGGCCAGGGGUUUCAGGAGGACUUCAAGGUGCAGGGUCAGGCCAGUACUGUGGACUGGGACGCUAUGUACCCGGAUGAGGAGUACAUCUUUGGGGAUUUCACAGAGCGUCUGUGGGCCUAUCUCACUAUCCAGCAGCUAAUGGAGAAGAGCAAGAGUGGUGCCCCAGACGAGAAAGACAACGCCACAGCCAAGGCCCUGGACAUGUCUCUGCAUUACAGCUUUGUCACACCUCUCACCUCCAUGGUGGUCACCAAGCCCGACACUGAGGAUGGACCAGACACCCCUUUCAUUGCUGACAAGCUCACUGAGGAGCAAAGGCAACAGGCAGAACGAGUGGCACAUGGAUUUGCAAGCUCACCAACGUACAUACAUUCUUACCACAAAUCACCCACAUAUUUUGGCGCCAUUGCAGCAAUGCUCUCCGCUCGUCACUCUGAUCUCCAGCUCGAUCUGAGCGUGGAUGGAGAUCCUCAUGUCAUUAUAGAGCUCCCUGACAGAGAAGACGCUCUGUGCUUCAACAUCAACAACAAACCAGGAACCAUUUUCAACCUGGUCAGAGAUCCAAAAUCAGGUAUUUUGGUCAAUGGCCAGAUCAUUGGCGAUAAGAAGAUUCCCCCUGAUGGUAAAAUUAACACCUACUUUUGGCGUUUUGGCAUUGUCCACCAGACUCUGGGGGUGAGGCUUGAGGUAAGCACUCAGGACAUCUCAGUCUUCCAGGAUGGAAAACUGGUUAAGCUUCUGUGGUCUGAUGCAGCUUCUCUCAAAGGACCCAAUGUGGAUCUUUCCUUGACCAAGGAUCACAGCCUAACAGUAACUCUAAAAGAUUCAGUCAAGUUUGUCAUCCUGCUACACAAAGUGUGGGAGAAGCACCCAUACCACCGGGACUACUUGGGUUUCUACACCCUGGACAGCCACCUCCUAUCCCCUUCUGUUCACGGCCUGCUAGGUCAGUUCUAUCAUGGGAUUGAAUACGAGGUGACAGACCUGCGUCCAGGUGAAGUCCCAGAGAAACCAGAUGCCACCAUGUAUGUGAAAGGACAGGAGCUCAAUGUGACCAGAGGCUGGCAGAGAGACUUCAGGGGGGAUGUGAAGAACGGAGAAAAUGUUCCCUGCUGGUUCAUUCACAAUAAUGGAACAGGCAUCCUUGAUGGAGAUGCAACAGACUACAUUGUUUAUGGCCUUUUUAAGACAGUUUAAAAAAAGGUUACAUAUCAAUGUCUACCACAGAAAUCAUCCACAUCAAAUUCAUUAAAUAAAUAUUCAAAUCUGCCAGUAAUUACACCAUGAAUACUUUUAACAUUAUAAGGCAAACAGGCUUCAUAUCAACACGGCAUUGUAUGGACAAGUUCACAGUUUCUGUCAGUGUAAUUGCAGGAAUUAUAAGAAUCCCGAAAUAUUGAGAGGUACUGGGAGCAAUCACGUGUAUUGAAAUAAAUGGGACAGUUAUUAAAGAUGGAUUUACUGAUUUUA